Mus musculus (house mouse) is the source of this 6604-nucleotide messenger RNA. RefSeq names its product glycine receptor, alpha 3 subunit (gene Glra3). Lineage: Eukaryota; Metazoa; Chordata; Mammalia; Rodentia; Muridae. Gene Ontology annotation, cellular component: dendrite; glycinergic synapse; glycine-gated chloride channel complex. Gene Ontology annotation, molecular function: monoatomic ion channel activity; glycine-gated chloride ion channel activity; extracellularly glycine-gated chloride channel activity. The record is from RefSeq and is marked validated. Bases 486 to 1880 code for a protein of 464 amino acids. Gene Ontology annotation, biological process: protein homooligomerization; monoatomic ion transport; chloride transmembrane transport. The transcript is spliced from 10 exons.
GCCGCGCUCCGCUCCGUGGGAUUUAUGCAAAGGUGGAGAGUGAGAUUCUGGCUCUUGGACCUAGUGGAGCAGCAUUCCCAAUUUUGACUGCUGCUGUUCUUCUUCGAACCCUGCCUGGGUCAGAGCCAAGAAAAGGCGAGUCCUUUUCUGCUGAUAGAGCUUUGGGGGAACUGUUGCUCAGGACCUCUGCACUCCUGACGCGUCGUCACAGUCUCACGCUUUUCUGUAGCUUCACUGUGAAAUCACUCGCAUAUCUGUAGCCCUGUGAAUCUUUCUGCUCAGUGCACAGAGCAGGGGUCCAGGAAAACAUCAAGUGCUUGAAAGAGGGAUUCAGUCCUGCGGGAGCUGUCUGAGGUGCUGAAGCUCCUCAAGCGUUUAUCUCCAGCAGCCCCAAGGGGUUACAUGUCACAUUUUCACUUCUGUCUUUCUGGUCCCCCAUGCCUUGGAUAAGACUGCUUUCAGGAUCGUGGAUCUCUUUCCGUAUCAUGGCCCACGUGAGACACUUUCGGACACUAGUUUCUGGAUUUUACUUCUGGGAAGCCGCACUGUUACUGAGUUUGGUGGCCACAAAGGAAACAAACAGUGCGCGAUCUCGAAGUGCUCCAAUGUCACCUUCUGAUUUUCUGGACAAACUAAUGGGGAGGACAUCGGGGUAUGAUGCAAGAAUCAGACCCAACUUCAAAGGUCCUCCAGUUAAUGUCACAUGCAACAUAUUCAUAAACAGCUUUGGCUCCAUUGCAGAGACGACUAUGGAUUACAGAGUAAACAUUUUUCUUCGUCAGAAGUGGAAUGAUCCUCGUCUUGCAUACAGUGAAUAUCCUGACGAUUCAUUAGACCUUGACCCGUCUAUGUUGGAUUCCAUUUGGAAACCUGACUUGUUCUUUGCUAAUGAGAAGGGGGCUAACUUCCACGAAGUCACCACAGAUAACAAGCUGCUAAGAAUUUUCAAAAAUGGAAAUGUCCUUUAUUCAAUAAGGUUGACAUUAACACUCUCCUGUCCAAUGGAUCUCAAGAAUUUCCCAAUGGAUGUACAAACAUGCAUAAUGCAACUUGAAAGCUUUGGGUACACAAUGAAUGAUCUCAUUUUUGAAUGGCAAGAUGAAGCCCCAGUACAAGUGGCUGAAGGACUCACUUUGCCUCAAUUUCUGUUGAAAGAAGAAAAGGACUUGCGGUACUGCACUAAACACUACAAUACAGGAAAGUUUACAUGCAUAGAAGUGCGAUUCCAUCUUGAGCGUCAGAUGGGCUAUUACUUGAUCCAGAUGUACAUCCCCAGCCUCCUGAUCGUUAUUCUAUCCUGGGUCUCAUUCUGGAUUAACAUGGAUGCAGCCCCAGCUAGAGUAGCUUUGGGCAUCACCACUGUACUUACUAUGACCACACAGAGUUCUGGAUCCCGGGCCUCCUUACCAAAGGUGUCAUACGUCAAGGCUAUUGACAUUUGGAUGGCGGUGUGCCUCCUUUUUGUGUUCUCAGCACUUCUGGAGUAUGCAGCCGUGAAUUUUGUCUCAAGGCAACACAAGGAGCUGUUGAGGUUUCGGCGAAAGAGAAAGAAUAAGACGGAAGCUUUUGCACUGGAGAAGUUUUACCGUUUCUCAGACACGGAUGAUGAGGUGAGGGAGAGUCGAUUCAGCUUCACUGCCUAUGGAAUGGGGCCCUGUCUGCAAGCCAAGGAUGGUGUGGUUCCAAAAGGCCCCAACCACGCUGUCCAGGUCAUGCCAAAGAGCCCUGAUGAAAUGAGGAAGGUCUUCAUCGACAGGGCUAAGAAGAUUGACACCAUCUCCCGAGCCUGCUUUCCGCUAGCAUUCCUGAUUUUUAACAUUUUCUACUGGGUUAUCUAUAAAAUCCUUAGGCAUGAAGACAUUCAUCAGCAGCAAGACUAAGUCUCUGAAGGCAUACAGAAACAGAGCAUUCAGAAGAAAGAUUCCCUGACAAAGGAGUGGGGGGGUGUGCGUGUGGGUAUAAGCAUAUAGGGAAAGAGUUUAUUUUGAUUUCCUGUGUAAAAUAUCCAGAUAGAUUGGUUCUUUUAAGGGAUACAAAAUACACAUUGUAGGGGUCCUGCUUCAUAUUCCUGACAAGUGAUUUGUUGUCUUCCUAGUGUGAAUGUGUGUUGCAUAUAUUUUACUAGCACAUAGAGUAACUACAUUGGGAGUCUUGAUUUUUAAUUCAAGUAUAGUAAAUGCUGUGGAAUCAAGAUUUACACAAUAAAACUUAUAAAGCAAUUAUAGCAAAAUGAUGAGGAUAAUAAAAUAGCUUAAGAUAUACAGCAUAUUGACGAAGGAAGGUAACCAGAUCAUUAAAUGUCAAGGUCACUCCUGCUAGAACACUAUCCAUAGAACAGUGUAGAACCAACACCCAUAACGAAGAAAAUUGGAUCGGCAAAAUGAAAGCCAUCAUUUAGAACACUAUGGCUUAAGCAAUCAUGGUCAUAAUAUUCUACUUAUCUUUACACCACUAGGAAUGAAGAGGAAGAUACUGAAGACAGUCUUUGCUUGUAAAUAAGUGUUACAUUUAUUUUACUUAGUGCCAAACACUAACGACUUUAAGCCAAUACGUGUGUUUUUCUUAAAUUUAAUAGUGGCUUAUUUGUAUGUUUGGUUUUUCUGUAACUAAACAAGAUCCAAUAAGACUUUUCUAUUUAGUGUAGAAUGAGACUUUAAAUAUUAAUUAUACUACAGCACUUACAUUUUGAUAAAAACAAAUACAAAUAGAUUCAUAAAAGAUUUUUAAUAAGAAUCAUUUCUCUCAUUGAAGUUUCUUCUCAUCAGAGUAAUCCAUGAGCCCAAAAUGUCUCCAAAUUGUAGGAGGAUGGAUUUUAAUUCUAAGUGAUUUUAACAUACCAGUUCCAUCAAGUGAGAUUAUUUUAAUCUUUAUAAGCUAAUGCAUUCAAAAUAGUAGGGACUCAUGAGUUGUGAAGAAUUAAAAGCAAUUUUGCUUGAAGUUGUUCAUGACCCCUGCAAUUACUUCAGCUGUAUUGAAAUUUUGUUAGCUCAAUCAUACAGAAGCUGUCAAUGUCUGAUUCAUUUACUAUUUUUAAUUAUUAUUGUCAUUCAUAUUAUACUUUAAAACUUUUGGAAUGACUUUGAGAUAUUUUAAUUAUUGACUAGUCUAUAAAAUUAUAUAUAAUGAAAAUAUCAAGAAUUUUAAAAAACAUGCAGAUAUGUUCUAGAGAAAUCAAUUUUUUUAACCCAACGGUACUAUUUUCUGACCUUCAACGACUCCCAAAACUCAAAGCAGAAACUGCCAUUUAAAGCUAAAAGCUUUUCAAUAUCCCUGUAGUUAGGUUAGCCAGCUAUAGAUUUUAAAAGUAUCUUUUUAAAAAGUAAUCCAUGCUGAGCAGUGUUUGUUCAUAAAAGGUAAAAAUAUCACUUUUAUAAGUAGUUUACACAAGAUAAGAACAUUGUGUUUGUGAUUUUAUGCAAAGUCUACAAGUAAAAUAAUUCAUUACCAAGUACUCCCUCUGCCUGAACUACCCACUUGAAAAUUGGAUAUACUUGUUCUCCUUUGAUGUCUAUGAGCCAAAACCAUAGAAAUAUAUUCAUGUAUUAUAUAUUAGAGCAAGAUAUGCUGCUUAUGCUGAGAGGUAGCCAGAGGGUUUGAAGUAAUGAUGAAUUAUAUCCCUUCAAUGUAUGCUAGCAUACACUCUUCUAUACUUAAUACAUCUCACUUCAAAAGUUUUCUAACAUUACUUAAAUUGAGUAAAUACUGCCAGAAGCAAACAGACAUAUAAUAAUCACAAACACACAUACAGUCUAGAGAAAAAAUCACAGGUGUGAUUAGCUUUCAUAUUUGAGGUCAUUAGAUGUCAUUUUCUUCUUUUUUUGGAUCUCUGAAGUUGGAAAAUAAUGUAUCAGACAUGAGGAAAUUUGUCAAGAAUGACAUUAGUUCUACAGAAAUAUUGUUAUCUCAAAUGUACAUUUCCUUAUCUUUCCUUAUAAAUAAUUCUGCUUUCUAUUAUGUUCAACCUGCCUUCCAACACUAAGAAAACACUAAAAGCACCUUCCUCUCACAAGGCAGCCAUUACAAAGCAAACAGGGCUGGUUGAGUCAAGAGGGCUUGAAAGAACAUGCCCUCUUUAAUAAACUAAUGAGAUAUCAAGAGCUUUUAAAAUUAUAAUAUAACAACGUCCUGAGGUAUUUACAUCAAAAUACCUGUGUCAAGUGAGAUUUAGAUCCGUAGUACUGAGGGUUGGAUCCAGAGUUUGUUACAUGUGAGGGAAGAGAUUACUAUUAAACCACAGCCCGAGUCCCAAACUAAAAUUAAAACCAGAAAACUAGCAAUGGGAAGAAAUACUUUAAAAUAUUCAUGUAACCACCACUCAUUUAAUUUGGAGUUUCAGUGGAAACACUCUGAAGUAUUCAAAACUAGCCAUAUUGCAACUACUGGGGGUGGCAGUGGGGAGCAUGCAUGACAUAUAUUUACACUUAAUUUUAAAAUCUAUCCAUUUUCUUAUUAGUAUAGAUGUGUAUAACUUUCUCUUUCUUCCCUAAUCACUACAAGACCUAGAACUUUCUAUACGACUUAUUGUAGAUAUCAGAACUACUUUAGACAUGGGAAAGGAACAUUUUAAGCCACCCUUAUUCUCUCCAGAAUUUUUUCCAUUACACUUAUCUAAAGAUCUAACCAUCUCUCAGCUCUGCUACUCAGAGUAUCAUGAAUACUUACCAUAUUCCACAAUACAUUCUUCUAUGGAUAUAUUCUAAUAAAUUUAAUUUUAAUUUUGAACUAUAAGUACAUGAGCAUACAUAUAUACCUAUUAUAUGAUUACAUGUUCUGAUUUUAUGAAUGUACAGUAUCUAUAUAAGAUACUGGAAGUUAUAAUGGAAAUUAUUAAAAAUAAAUGAUAUAUUUAGAAGAAGAUAAUGGGCUCUUAGCUACUCUAAUAUUUUUGUAAACGAAUACAUUAUGUGAAUAUAGUUAGGUGUAUCUUUCAUAUUGUUUUAAAAUUACUUUUAUCUCAUUUUGUGAAAACAGUUUUCUAUUCUCAUCAUGAUACAUUUUAAUCUGCUAGUUACUUGGAAGAAUAGAGUAUUAUACUGGCAACUAGAUUUACUUUUAUUUAUGAAAUGUAUAGCACAUGAAGUUGACUUAUGAAAAUGAUGACAGGUAAGAGACUAAAAUAGAAAAUAUUUUUAGUAUUAAAUGUCGGAAAAUGGAAGCAAUCCAAUCCAAUCCCCUCUAAAAUAGACUUUACACCAUCACAAACUCCUUAAAAUUAGCAGCAUAUACUCUUUUCUUUUUCAGACAAAAUGGUCAGUAUUCAUUGAACCUGAACAGGUAAAGACUAUUAUAAGAGAGUGGACAUUUUCACUAACAUAUUAGGAACACAUUAGUAUGGUUUCUAACCAUGGAGCAAUUUAAUUUGACAAUCGAUUCAAUUAUAAUAAAUGAAAAUGUGACCUACAAAGAUAAGGAGUAUCUUAUCUCUGUGAGGAGAUUGUUAUAUUAGUGAUUGAAAUUGUAAAGCUCCCUUAACUAAUACCUAACAUUCAAGCACAGCUAUAAUACUUAUAUUCCUGGCCUGUUACUUUGUAUUCAUUUUUAGCAAUACCUGCUUCCAUUGUUUCAGCCCAAUUCAAUUUCUGUGUCAUUCAUUUUAUUUACUUAAGAAACUCAUUGCAGCAUUUUCUCAAGUCAUGAGAUAUAUUCAGGUUUGCAAAAUAGUGACAUAUAAAAUUGUAUGUUUAAUAAAAGGAAUUUGUAAAAGUUCCAUGUAAAUUAUUCCCAGUAACUUUAAAUUCUGUCCUAUAAGUUAGUACUUAUUUUAACUUAAAUAUUUAUUCAUUGUAUUUCAGAUAUAAAGAUAUAUAAAGUCUUAGAACAAUACAUUUUUUUAAAAAAACUAUGAAAUAAGCAUAAUGCUUUUAUUUAGAUUAAAGAUGUAAUUCAAGUACAAUGACCUGAUUAAGUUUAUUUUAAUACUUUAUUUUUCUGUGUAAUGUGUGAGCAAAAAUUAUCUUUGGAGAACAGCAUUUCCACACAGUCUCUAGCCAAGCUUGUUAAUGUUCUUGAGGGAUAGGGACUCUGAAAUGAACGCCAAAAAGGAUUCAGAUGUAAAACUGUACUUGGACUUGUUUGAAUAAUUUUGCAUUUCUUUACUGUUUUCUCUUUAUGAAUUAUGCAGAAGCUUCUCCUUAAGCCCACACUUUAGUGUGUGAUGAGUGAUAAGACUUUGAAAACAUAGAGCAAAGCAUCAAAAGAAACCAUAUGAUAUAUUUUUCCAUGAACUCUUUUUACGUGUUGUGUAAUGACUUCAUUUACUAAUGAGAAAAGUUAGUGUGACAGCCUAUUCCUCAGAAAAACUGCUAUUUUAUGAUAGUAGCUAUUGUCUGAACAUCGAAAGUACAUUUUCCUGAGGAGGAUAUCUGAGUCUCCCUUUCUGUCCAGAUGGGUGCCACAGUUUUUCAUGACAUUGUGAUUCAAAUGUAUUAAAAUGUUCUGCAUGGUUUUAUCAAUUUGCUUUUGUUAUAUAACUUUUAGUUUAUUUUUGCAGCUAACAAAAUCUCUAAUGAAUCAUUAACCUGUGAACAGUAUAUGGUCUUCCUUGUGUAACUGCAGAUAACUUGAUCAGAACUAUAAUAAAAAUUAAUGUUUUUCAACACUGCAA